CGCGUAGUGUCGCAUAGUGCGUGAAAGCAGGCAGCGUUUACUCACGAGAGAAAUCGCCCCUCACGGCUAAAGAGGCACAGCUUCUCGGCGACGUUCACUGGACCUGAAAACGAUGUCCGACGCGAUAGUGGAUGAACGAGUGACUGAUGAGAUUGAGGCAUUAAAAGCAAUCCUAUUGGAUAAUGAGCUCGACAUCAAGGAAAAUGAUAGAGGAGAGCCAGAGUGUAUCGAAACGAUACUGUUUCCAUCAACUGGCGAGGACUCACAAUCACAAUAUGUUUGUGUCACACUGAUUGUACGAUUACCCUCGGGUUAUCCCGACGUCUCGCCAAAUAUCAAUUUGAGAAACCCAAGAGGAUUGGAUGAGGAUACGGUAAAGCUGAUGCAAUCCGAUGCUGAGGCCAAAUGCAAGGAUUUCAUAGGUCAACCAGUGAUGUUUGAAUUAAUCGAGUUAAUACGAGAACACCUGACAAGAAGCAAUCUUCCCACCGAUCAGUGCGCCGUGUGCUUGUACGGCUUCCGAGAAGGAGAUGAAUUUACGAAGACGGAAUGCUAUCACUAUUUUCAUUCGCACUGUUUGGCGGCACACGUCGCCGCUGCUGAAAGAUAUUACAGAGAAGAGCAGGAGAAAUUACCGCAAUGGCAGCAGGAUACUACAAACAAAUUCCAAGCUAUAUGCCCCGUUUGCCGAGAAUCAAUCAACUGCGACGUCGAAAGCUUGUGGUCGGCGCCACCGCCGAUCGACGUCGAGGCUGCCACUGAUUUCUCUGUCACCGCCGAGUUGAGAGAACUGCAGAAGCACAUGGCUGCUCUGUAUCUGCGGCAGCAACAGCGUGGCGGUAUAAUUGAUCUGGAGGCCGAAGGCGUCAAGAUGUUGGUAAGAACGGAGGACGAUCCCGCCGCUGCUGCGGAAGAAGUCAGUCCACCUGGUACGAGUUUGAAUGCGUAUUCAAAUACCAGCACCAUGCAAUCAGUCACUCAAGUGCAGCACUCGAAGCAAUCGACGCAUCAGUCGCAGAACCACCAUCACUCACAGUAUCAAUCGCGUCAGAUGCAGCACAAUCACGGCCACAACAAUCAUAAUCACGGCCAUCGACACCGGGGUCGCGGUCGAGCCCAUUAUCAUCGGCGCCACUUUGACAAAGUCAGGCAGACGGAAUCUACUCCCAGAUGACAAUGGGCUCGUGAUAAGUACGCCAUCCAAGUCUGGUCUGGUCUCCUUUUCUCUCUUUCGCUAAGUGUAUACAAUGUUCUAUUUAGCAUUAGUAGCAUAAUCGUCAGUGUAAUAUAUGAUGGCUGUUUGUCCUCCUCGAAUAGUCUCAUUGCGAUAACAAACUUAUAGGUGUCGUUGUUCGACGACAGCAUUCCCAUCGUCGCUACGUCGGCGAUGGAAUGCGUCGCAACUUUCUGUCUGGACUGUCUACGUAGAUCGAAGCCAUGUUGCUCUUUCUUCGAACAAUUCGUAAUCGUACAAAGUAGUUGAUAUUGGUUCGCCUUAGUUCCUUAUUCUAAUUUUUCUUUACGUUUUAAUUCACGUGGAAUCUCGUGACAUUCAAUCUACUGGUUCCCUUCGUCUUUCGAAAAAUACAGUGUUCCAAAUUA
Molecule: messenger RNA, 1602 nt
Organism: Wasmannia auropunctata (little fire ant)
Lineage: Eukaryota; Metazoa; Arthropoda; Insecta; Hymenoptera; Formicidae
Product: E3 ubiquitin-protein ligase RNF25-like
Exons: 6
Coding region: 113-1174 (353 amino acids)
Biological process (GO): protein ubiquitination
Cellular component (GO): nucleus
Molecular function (GO): protein binding; ubiquitin protein ligase activity
Source: RefSeq, a predicted model, not a curated record